Molecule: messenger RNA, 2116 nt
Organism: Periophthalmus magnuspinnatus
Lineage: Eukaryota; Metazoa; Chordata; Actinopteri; Gobiiformes; Gobiidae
Gene: acd
Product: ACD shelterin complex subunit and telomerase recruitment factor
Exons: 2
Coding region: 46-1677 (543 amino acids)
Biological process (GO): telomere capping; telomere maintenance via telomerase
Cellular component (GO): shelterin complex; chromosome, telomeric region; telomerase holoenzyme complex
Molecular function (GO): telomeric repeat DNA binding
Source: RefSeq, a predicted model, not a curated record
AACAAAACAGGAACGGACCAUUUGAAAAGCAAAACAAAAAUCGAGAUGCUAGCUCGGUGCAGGCUAAAUCCAUGGAUAGAGAACUUGAUCGGGAGCUUUGGCAGAGAUGAAGGCAAAAGCAUUGGACCACUCAAGGCACAUGUUAUUGGGGUCGGUUACAUGUCGCAAUCGCAAGCGCUGGGCUCAGAGGAUCCCACCGGGUUACUCUUUCUGUCUGAUGAGCAAGUGCAGAUUCCAGCCGUUCUCACUGCGUCAGCCUGGGAAAACCUCCAGGACCAUGAAGACCGGGAGUGUUUCAGCAGUUUGCUCAACACCACAGUGGGCAUCCAGGAUUAUAAGCUGCAAUUUCAUAGGUCCGAGGAGCAGACCCGGAGCCGUUUUUAUCUGUUAGUGGGAAAGCUGGUUACAACGGCAGUGGGGGUCAGGGACAACACUCCCUGCUGCACUAGUCUACCCUCCGUCCGGAGUAUGAUUUGUCAGACAUGGCGUGCUAUGUUGGGGCAAGAGGAUUCCGAAAAGGGCGAGAGCAUGUUGAACCUUACAGAACUACUUGGGGAAUGGCAGCAGGAUUGUCUGCAGGCUGAGCUGGAACACGUCAGAGAAAUAUUCAGCUCUGAGAAACCACAACCCUCCACUUCGUCAAUAAAUUCCACUCCCUUGCCUGAUACAUGCACUGCCACUAGCUGGGACAUUGAUACUGUCAGAUACAAGGGGAUCAAGAGCUUUACUGUCUCAGUAAAACAGCUCAUUAUCCCAGACAAUGUGGGACAGCAACAUCUAGAACCAAAAACUGUCUCAGAGAAUGUGAAGACCUCACAGUCAAAGUCCACAAAUUUACAAUCAACUUUACCUAAAACUGGACAGCAGAGUACAACUGAUGAUGUGUCUAAUUCCAUUGCGUUUGCACCUGUAGUACUGAAUACUGCUAACAUGAGUCCCAUGUCCAACCCUUGGGACAUAUGUCCUCCUCCCAGCAACACUUCUUCGACCAAGUCCACCCCUGAAUUCACACCAGUUCCUUACAGCUCCAUCUUCAAUGAGUCCACCAGUAACCUCCCCCAUUUGGACCCCAGCAGACAGAUUUCAACCCACUCAAAAGGGUCCCAGAAACUUACAGCAGAGCCCAGUUUGUUUCCACCUUACCAGAGAUCUGCCUCAGCGCUCCCCCUAUCCAUCUCCUCAAAAAAGUCUGCAAAUGCACUGUCCAACAUGUCUCAAGUUGCUGACCCCGACUUCUCCACAACAGAAGAAACAUCAGAUGGACAGUCUAGCAGAAAAUGUAAAAGGUCUUUGAGGAAGAGAAGUGCUCCUCCCAUAGAUGUGACUGAGAUUUUGGAUGAGGAGGAGAUCAACAGCAGCCCUCCGUCAUGGCUGUUUGACUCCCAGAUAGGGGCCACAUCUGUGCAGAACACCUUUCAGCUGCAGAGUCCCUCUGUUGAGCAGCCCACUAAUGUGCACCCCCGUGUCCACACAGAUGGCAAACCAUUUUCGUACACCUACCAGGUCAAAGAUCAGGAACUGCAGCACUUCAGCUGUUUCACUGUGCAGCAGGAUCUCCAGCAGUGGGCAGUGAGGUAUCUGCUGAGGCCCAGACACACAGAGCACAACAGCACAGGGGUAGCCGCACCCAGGGAUGAAAACAGUCACAUUACAUUAUCUUGGAAAUUGGCUGUCUAAUUUUUUUAGAUUGUUUGUUAAAAAUAUCAUUAUUUUAUACAUAUAUGUAUGUUUAUAACAAGGAUGUACAGAAGGAUGUAAAGUAUUAUGAUUACCUAUGUGUUAUGGAUAACAUUAUUAACAAUUAUAUACAUGUUAUUCAAAUACAAAAAUAUUUUCUUUUCAGCUAGAGUAAUCAACACAUGUGGUAAAAUGUUUAAAAUUGGAUUUUAUUUGUGAUAACCACCACUGUUCUGUGUACCAAAAUUACGUUGUUGCGUUGCUAUGUGAUGAUGUUAUUAAGAUUCCCUUUGAAAAUGCAGUUAUGUAAUUCUACAAUUUACUUACAUUUAAAAAAAAUCAUUGUUGACAUUAUGCUGAGUUUUAAGGUCAGAUGAAUAGCUUUAGACUGAUGUUUGUUAUUUUGUUAAAAUGUACAGUGAAAUUGAAUAAACGUUUG